AUUUCGCACAGAUUUAAGUCUUGUUUCGCCAAAACCUUGAGUGACUAUCUGGCUACAAACAGAAUGGAUGGUGAGAACUGUGGACGUUGCUCUCUAUGUUCUACUAUCGCCAUGAGUUAGCCAGUGUGAAGAAGGAACUAGCAGAAGUUGAAGGCCAGCUGCAGAUUCUCUUGGACAGACAACAUCAGCUGGCAGAGAAGAGGAGGGACCUUGAGGCCAUCUUGAAACAACAGUCAGAGCAGACAAACCAGGUGGACGACAAAAAAUGGGAGACCAAAGAUUUUGCUUGGUCAAAGGAGUUGGAGGAGAAGAUGACCUCAGUGUUCGGGAUCCGGGCACUGCGUCCGAUGCAGCUACAGACGAUGAACGUCACCAUGUCGGGGAAGGACUGUAUGCUCAUUAUGCCGACUGGUGGGGGCAAGAGUCUAUGUUUUCAGCUCCCAGCUGUUGCGUCAAAAGGUAUAACCCUGGUUGUCUCCCCUUUGGUAUCUUUAAUGGAGGACCAAAUGAUGGCUCUAGAACAGCUAGGUGUUGAGGCAGCCAUGUUGAAUGCUGCCGCCACCAAAGAACACGUGAAAUACGUUCAGGAUGCCAUGAUCGACAAGAAGGCGCCCUUGAAAAUGGUGUAUGUGACCCCAGAGAAACUGGCGAAGAGUAAACGCUUCAUGAACCGACUGGAGAAGAUGUACCAGCUUGGGCGGUUUGCGAGGCUUGUCAUUGAUGAGGUCCACUGUUGUUCUCAGUGGGGUCAUGACUUCAGACCUGACUACAAAUUCCUUGGCAUCAUGAAGCGGCAGUUUCCCGAGGUGCCGAUCCUGGGAUUGACAGCAACCGCAACAACAAAGGUGCUGCAGGACGUCAAGAAGAUUCUUGCUAUCCCCAACUGUCAUCUCUUCAGGGCAUCCUUCAACAGACCCAAUCUCUACUAUGAGGUUCGACCCAAGCCGUCAGCACAGAAAGACUCAAUGGAUGAAAUACAGGAGCUUAUCAAAUCGAGGUUCAGGGGACAGUCAGGAAUCGUGUACUGUUUCUCCAGGAAGGAUGCUGAGGAGGUUACCAUGGAGCUGCAGAAAAGGGGUAUUAAGGCAGGGUGUUACCAUGGUGACCUGUCCUCCAAAGAGAGGAGCCGUGUGCACAAGCUGUGGACAGCCAGUCAGAUUCAUGUUGUGGUAGCAACAGUAGCAUUUGGCAUGGGCAUCGACAAACCUGACGUGAGGUUCGUCAUCCAUCACUCGUUAAGCAAGUCAAUGGAGAACCUCUACCAGGAGAGUGGGCGAGCAGGAAGAGACGACAAGCUGUCACACUGUAUUGUGUUCUUUCGCUUUGCUGAUGUGUUCAGACAGAGUACCAUGGUGUUCACAGAACAGACAGGACUCGACAACCUGUAUGGUAUUUUGGGAUACUGUAUCGACACCAGCAGAUGUCGACGGUCGAUGAUCGCCAGGCACUUUGGUGAGGUAUGGGAAGCGUCACAGUGUAACAGUAAAUGUGACCACUGUGACCCAACAAGAUCAGCGACAUCCAACAAACGUGACGUAACACGUCAUGGGCAGAACAUCCUGAAGAUCCUAGACCAGGCAGCAUGUACAGACCAAAGGGUCACAGCUAUCAAACUCAUUGAUGCCUUAUAUGGCAAGGGUCAGGGGUCGCUGAAGGUGAAAGGCCUUGACACCAUGUCCAUAUCCCGUGAGAAGGCGGAGAGGAUCGUGGCCUAUAUGCUGCUGCAUGCUUACCUGAAGGAAGAUUUUCACUUCACACCCUACUCCACCAUCAGCUACCUCCUUCCAGGUGCCAAGGCAGGUCAACUGCGAAGUGGAAUCUCAAAUAUUGCAAUGGAAUUCGAGUCAAAAGUUGUAAGAAACAACUCCAGCAGUUCUCAAGGAAAGGGGGAUAACUCUGCUACACCAUCAUCAUCAGAGGAACCAUCACCAGCAAAUAAGAAAGGACAAGCCAAACCAAAACUGGUUAUUGUGAAAAGUUUGGGACAUGUUGAUUCAGGUGGCGAUAAGCAAACAGUCAAGAAACAUAACUCUUUGACCAAAAAACGUAAACCAGUGAUUAUUGACAGUGAUGAAGACAGUCUUGAUUGUCUUGCUUUUGAUGAUGAUAUAGUUGUUCCAGCAAAGAAGAAAGUUUCUAGAUGUGAAACAUUUGGGUCAUCAGUGGCAAAUGGGGUCAGUUCACAGUCUCAGAAAGCCAUCUUGGUGGAUGACAGCAGUGAUUCUGAUUUCCAGUCAUGACCAUGUAUUGGAGAGUAUUUGAAACAGUGAUCAUGUGUUAGAGAGUAUUUGAGAACAAUGACUCUAUGUUGGAGAGUAAUUCCCAUCCUGGACAUGAGGUGGAGAGUAUUUGACAACAAUGACAAUGUGUUUGAGAAUAUUUGACAACAAUAACAAUGUGUUGGAGAGUAUUUGACAACAGUGACAAUGUGUUGGAGAAUAUUUGACAACAAUAACAAUGUGUUGGAGAGUAUUUGACAACAAUGACAAUGUGUUGGAGAGUAUUUGACAACAAUGACAAUGUGUUGAGAAUAUUUCUUGGUGGGUCGUGGAGAAUUUCCAAUCAAGAUCAUUUAUGUGAGAGUAUUGGUAAACAGGGACCAUUUGUAGGAAAGCUUUAGCCAUUGUAACCAUGUGUGGACCAUAUGUGAAAUAUCUAUUUGCACAUGACAACCAUGUGUUGGAGACUAUUUGAACCUGAUGACUACAUGUUGGAAGCCUUCCUAUAUUUUGAGACUUUUUCCCCGGCAUGACCACAUGGUAUUUCAGAAAAUAUUUUGCUCAUUUGAACAUCUGUCUGAUACAUCAUUUCUUGUAGAUAUUACAUCUGAUUCUUUGGAUAAAAGAAAUCUUGAUCGU
Molecule: messenger RNA, 2858 nt
Organism: Haliotis rubra (blacklip abalone)
Lineage: Eukaryota; Metazoa; Mollusca; Gastropoda; Lepetellida; Haliotidae
Product: ATP-dependent DNA helicase Q1-like
Exons: 12
Coding region: 96-2240 (714 amino acids)
Biological process (GO): double-strand break repair via homologous recombination
Cellular component (GO): chromosome; cytoplasm
Molecular function (GO): four-way junction helicase activity; ATP binding; 3'-5' DNA helicase activity
Source: RefSeq, a predicted model, not a curated record